AUUUUAUAAUUAAUAAAAUAUAAAAAUGGAAGAGGAAAAAUAUAGCGAGAGACAGAAGAAGAAUGCCAACCAAGGCAAAGAUUCAUCCAGAAGGCACCCUAACUCUGGAGAGUGUAAAGUGCCACCUCUAAAUAUGAGGUCUAAGAUUGCCAGAGAAGACAAAAUGGAGCUUACAAAUAAACUCAGACCGAGCGAACAUCAGUUGUUCAUCGAAUGUCUUAAAACUUAUGGAAAAGAUUGGCAAAAGCUAGAGAGAUCUAUACCAGACAAGACUAGUCUUCAGAUAAAGAAUCAUGCUAAGAGCUUCUUUGACAUGAUCAUUAAGCAAUUCAAAGCUUCUGACCCUGUUGAGUACUUUCUAAAGAACCCAGAACUUAAAAUAGACUUAAAUAAACUAAUCAGGCCUGAAAGUUUAGAGAAGUCACAAUUCCCUACAGGAACUACAUUCGCAAAAUCAAAGGAGAAAAGAAGACUGGAGAGAGUUCUAGCCCCAGGCACUAAGUCAAGGAAGCAUAAAAUCAGAAGUCAAGAAGAGAGCCAUAGAAUGAAGCUGAAGAGGUCCAGUAAUGAAGUCUCCUUUAACCCUUCCUCUGAGGAAAUGGUAAAUGGCCGUAAGAAGUACUUCAUUGAUCGAUGUGGUAACCCUCAUGAAGUUAGCACAACUGCAAUGUCCACCUUCCUUGACUUAAAGAAGGGCGAAUUUUCAGUGAAAGGUAAUGACAUUACCACCAUGGUUCCAUGCGAAAUAGAGACUAUCUGGGAAAGAGAUGGUACUGAAAAGGUAGUAGUCAACUCAAGAGAGCCUAUAAAGGUAGUCAUCUCCCAGAAGCAUGUUAACAAACCAAUGGUCUAUGACUUGCACAAGAAAAUGUUCUUCCCUUUCUCAGAGUACUCUCAGCUUGACUUAAGGAUGUACUCUGAUUACUCUCAGAGUGAGAAUACGUUAUACCAACAGAUGGUAGACAUGCUUGAGAAGAAAUAUUGCUUACGAGACAUUAGGGCUUAUUGUGGACAAAGCUCAGAACGCCGACUAAGUUCCCUCAAUUCUAGUGGUAGGAACCGAAAUGGGGAAGGCAACGGUAGUUUCCAGUCCUCCUCAUCUAACAGGGUGGAUCAGGAUCAAAAUGGUCAGGAGAGCCGGAAUAAUUCCCAACCUAUCUUCCACAAUGACAAUAACGAAGACUGGUUUGGAGCUGGUUUAAAACCAGAUACAAGUAGACAAUAAUGUAUAAAUGAUUUAAAAUGAAUAAUAA
This is a messenger RNA of Moneuplotes crassus, 1253 nucleotides long. The record is from the annotation of a GenBank genome assembly. Lineage: Eukaryota; Ciliophora; Spirotrichea; Euplotida; Euplotidae.